Molecule: messenger RNA, 2456 nt
Organism: Apus apus (common swift)
Lineage: Eukaryota; Metazoa; Chordata; Aves; Apodiformes; Apodidae
Gene: LAMTOR3
Product: late endosomal/lysosomal adaptor, MAPK and MTOR activator 3
Exons: 6
Coding region: 228-602 (124 amino acids)
Biological process (GO): cellular response to amino acid stimulus; positive regulation of TOR signaling
Cellular component (GO): Ragulator complex
Source: RefSeq, a predicted model, not a curated record
GCGGGUGUCACGUGACAGCGGCUCAAAGGGGCAGCGGCGGCAGCGCGAGCCGCACCGGCGGGCAGGCCCCGGCCCCGUCCCGCCCCGCCCCGUCCGCCCCGGCAGCCGGGCCCCGGGCAGGCAGCGCUCUUCCCCGCCGAGGCGGCGCCGCUCCGGCCGCCGGUGACUGGGCGCCCUCUCGUCCCGCAGGCCCUGGGAGGCGCUGGCAGCGCCGGCAGCCCCUCGCCAUGGCCGACGACCUGAAGCGCUUCCUGUACAAGAAGCUGCCGAGUGUUGAAGGUCUCCAUGCUAUUGUAGUCUCUGACAGAGAUGGUGUACCUGUUAUCAAAGUUGCCAAUGAUAAUGCCCCAGAACAUGCACUGCGACCUGGCUUUCUGUCGACCUUUGCCCUUGCCACAGAUCAAGGCAGUAAACUAGGACUUUCCAAAAACAAGAGUAUCAUCUGCUAUUACAACACAUACCAGGUGGUGCAGUUCAAUCGCUUACCUUUGGUAGUAAGUUUCAUUGCCAGCAGCAAUGCCAACACUGGGCUGAUCGUAAGUCUAGAGAAGGAGCUCACACCCCUGUUUGAAGAGCUGAGGCAGGUUGUUGAAGUUUCUUAACCUGCUGGUGUAGCCAGAGUGCAGCAUCCCUCUGCAGCCCAGUGGACAAAAGAUUCAAUAAUCCUCAGUCAAAUAACACAUCUCAGAAGAAAUACCACAGCUCCUUAGUACACUAAGUAAGAGUAAAUUGUACAUAGUUCUGAAUCUGAAACGAUCUACUAGUGUGUUGUAGGUGGAUGUUACUUUAGGCCAUGCUUCUUGUAUUGUGCAGCACUGGAGAGACCACCAAAAUAGCUCCCAUGGAGUUGAGCUCAGUCAGCUGAGCCAGACCAGCACGAUGCUGUCAGCUCACAUGAGCAACCCCCAGAUCUCUUGCUUUGCAGGGAACUGCGCACGCACUGGGCUUUACCGUCAGGCCAGGUACUGCCAUGUGUUGGGAAGUGGAUCAGUUGUGUAGUGUUAUCAAAGAUGUGGUUGGAAGAGUAUUGUGAGAGCAAGUUACUAGCAGCAGCGUGUUGGUACAAUCAAUCAAUAUCCCAGCUUUCUUACGUGGGUGAUACUUUGGCAAGAGACUGCUACUAAUCUGGAUGCUGGCUGCAUCCUGCUUCCACUAAGGAGAAAGCGUUUCUAUGAAAGCUGUUGCUUCAGGGUUUUCCUGGUGCCCAGAUAAAAGCACCCAAACAAUGUCUCACUUCUUCAUGGGGUUUUUGUGUAACAAGGUUGUGAAGUUCUCACAGUUGUUGUGUGGGUUAUUCACUGGUGACACUCUCAGCUCAUUUACCCUUAGGUUUUCCUAAGGAAGUAAAUAACAAAUAAAAUACAGUAUUUUUAAAUGACAGAGCCUGGUGUGCUCUUCCGUUGCACCAUAAUAUACUGCAGCACAUCAGCUUUUCUUGAGAACAGGUCUCUUAAUUGUUUAUAAAUACAUAGAAUCCAGGAGCUUACAGGCUGAAAACUAACCAGUGUGUCUUGUCAGUGGAGUGAUGCAGAUACAGAAUCCUGUGCCAGCACAGAAUUGCAGAAGUUAGUGCUGACAGGCUUCCUGUUGCUGGGGAUCAAUCCCACGCUCUUUGCUCUGCAUCGUUCCCUCACAGAUUUCCCUUGUGACUGCAGUGUAGACAUCCAGCACUAAAACCAAACACUGCUGGCCUAAGAGAGAGCUCUUGGCAAGUCUCUGCCUCAGGCUGGGAAAGGGGGUGCCACCCUCCCUCAUACCUCACCCACUGUUAGCAUGACACAGGAUGGGGGGAAAUGGUGGUGCUGGAAAUGAGGUUUGGGAAUUACUGGCUCAACAUCAGAGAUUAGAAGUUGUCAGUCAACCCUUUUCCAUUUAAACUGAGCAUCUGGCUUGAGCUUUCUGUUGCUAGUCAUUACAGAGGCAGUUGGAAACUGAGCCCCAAAGCAUCUUUGUGUGUAUUUCCGGAAAAAAGCAUUUGUGGUCCCUCCAAGGCUGUUAGAUUCUGCUCCAACUCUACUGAUUCUGCUUCCUAGGCCAGCCAAGCACCACUUUUACUGGCUUCAGUUCAUGACACCGUGUGCUGAAUUUGCUUCUAACAUUUGGUAACGCAGUCUGUUGAUGUGAAAAGGGGAAGGCUGCUUUUGUGGCGACACAAGCUUCAUUUCCAGGCUGUUUUCACAGAACGGUGGUGUUGCUGGAGACUAUCAGCUCUGUCUUCUUAGGUUGCAUCUAUCUCACACAAACUCAUCCAAGCUUAUAAGGAAAUAGGAGGUGCCAGUUUUUUAAACCACUUCUUUAAGGGGAAAAGGGAGGACAAGGCUUUAUCAAUACAGUACAGGAAUACAGAAGACCUUCCUAGUUUUAUAAUGACAUUUUAUUCAGAAAACAGUCUGUAUAAAAAUAUUUACAAAUAUUUUGAAUUUCUGAGUUGAAAUAAAAUGCUAUUCCUAUGUCUA